AUGUCUUUAGACAAUUAUACAAAACUCGAGAAGAUCGGAGAAGGUACAUACGGUGUAGUAUACAAAGCUCGAGAUCUAUCUAGUGGUAAUCUAGUCGCAUUGAAGAAAAUCAGAUUAGAAGCUGAAGAUGAAGGGGUACCAUCCACGUCGAUUAGGGAAAUUAGCUUGCUGAAAGAAUUAAGUAAAGAUGACAAUAUUGUGAAACUCUUAGAUAUUGUGCAUUCAGAUGCCAAGUUAUAUCUGGUAUUUGAAUUCCUCGAUAUGGAUUUAAAGAAGUAUAUGGAUACCAUAGGUGAUAAAGAUGGACUGGGGCCCACUAUGGUCAAAAAAUUCACCUACCAACUCGUCAAAGGUCUUUAUUACUGCCACGCCCAUCGAAUUCUUCAUCGAGAUUUAAAACCUCAAAAUUUAUUGAUCAACAAAGAAGGUAAUCUUAAGAUCGCCGAUUUCGGUUUAGCUAGAGCUUUUGGCAUCCCUCUAAGAACUUAUACCCACGAGGUAGUCACACUUUGGUACAGAGCACCAGAGGUAUUACUUGGUUCAAGACAUUAUUCAACUGCGAUUGAUAUGUGGUCCGUUGGAUGUAUCUUCGCUGAGAUGGCAAUGAGACAACCCCUCUUCCCUGGAGAUUCGGAAAUUGAUGAGAUCUUCAGAAUCUUCCGAGUGCUUGGAACACCCGACGAAGACGUAUGGCCAGGUGUAAGAGCUUUACCAGAUUACAAGCCCACUUUCCCACAAUGGAAUGCCGUCGAUCUGAAAUCUGCCGUUAAAGGGUUGGACGAUAAUGGAUUGGAUCUUUUGGCUCAGUCUUUGAUCUACGAUCCCGCUCAUAGAAUUUCAGCUAAACGGGCAUUACAACAUCCUUAUUUCACUUCUACCUAUCCCGCUUAA
Molecule: messenger RNA, 891 nt
Organism: Kwoniella botswanensis
Lineage: Eukaryota; Fungi; Basidiomycota; Tremellomycetes; Tremellales; Cryptococcaceae
Product: cyclin-dependent kinase 1
Exons: 7
Coding region: 1-891 (296 amino acids)
Biological process (GO): G1/S transition of mitotic cell cycle; protein phosphorylation; regulation of G2/M transition of mitotic cell cycle
Cellular component (GO): cytoplasm; nucleus; cyclin-dependent protein kinase holoenzyme complex
Molecular function (GO): cyclin-dependent protein serine/threonine kinase activity; ATP binding; cyclin binding
Source: RefSeq, a predicted model, not a curated record